This is a messenger RNA of Acanthocheilonema viteae, 537 nucleotides long. NCBI's taxonomy places the organism in Eukaryota, Metazoa, Nematoda, Chromadorea, Rhabditida, Onchocercidae. The record is from the annotation of a GenBank genome assembly.
AUGGCAUUAUUAGCAUCAACGUUAUCCAAAAUAUUUAUACUUGUCCUAUUGUGCUCUACCAAUCUGCUACAGACGAAGUCUUUGAGCCGGAAUACGGUAGUGGAUGAUGACGAAUUGGAUGUGUCCGAUUUGAUUGAUAGUUUCCUGGAGCGUGCAAAACAGAACACUCGACAUCACAGGACACAUCAUCGACUGCUACGUCGACAUCGCAUACAAUCGUCCAUUCAACAGCUUACAAGCUUCGAUGUUCACGGACGAGAAUAUGUGAAAUGCCGAAAAAGUUUGCUCGAUGGAGGCUCUGUGAUGAAACGAUGUUACCGACCACCAUCUGAUGACAUGCGCGUUGGAUGCUAUGCGGUUUGGAAUAUGAAAAGUGAAACACUCGUGCAGGAUUGUUGGGUGCAACAAGCGAUAUCGAUGAAUAACUGCGAGCAGCGUAAAUGUAUUGCUGACAGGAGUACAUUUUGUUGUUGCUACGGACAUAACUGCAACAGUCGGUUUGAAUUACAAGAAGAAAUUUCGGAUGAAAAUUCGUGA